AUGCGUAGGGUCCGUCCCACUAACGUGGAGGACUACUGCCAGGGAGUCAACUUCCAGGCCCAGUACCAUAUCCGAAGCAAAGAUGUCAGAAAGAUCCACAGGGCUGCCAGUAAGGGCAAAGUAGCCAAAGUGCAGCAGAUUCUGUUUAUGGGGGAAAAUGGCUUGAAUGACAGGGACAAGAGGAAUAGGACUGCUCUGCAUUUGGCCUGCGCCAACGGCCAUGCAGAAGUGGUAACUGUCCUGGUAGAGAGGAAUUGUAAGCUUAACCUCUGUGACAACCUCGAGAGGACACCCCUGAUUAAGGCUGUGCAAUGCCAUCAAGAGGACUGCGCACGUAUUCUUUUAGACUAUGGUGCGGAUCCCAAUGUGAGUGACGUCUAUGGCAACACCGCCCUCCACUAUGCAGCUUGUGGUGAGCGUUUAACAACAGCGGCACAGCUCCUGGAGCACACCGCAGACAUCGAGGCGAGCAACAAGGAAGGCUUCACACCGCUUUUGCUUGCUGUAAGUCGAAGAAAUUAUAAAAUGACAGAGUAUUUACUAAGUGAAGGAGCAGACGUACAUGCUGUUGAUAAUUAUGAAAGAACAGCACUCAUGCUUGCUAUAGAUAAUGGAUCAACAGAUAUAGUCAACCUUCUUCAGGAAGAUAUUGAUGCCCUUUCUCAGGAUACCCAUGGAUGGACUGGAGCAGAGUAUACUCAUAGUAGAGGUUUUAAUAUGUACAAAGUAGACAAAGGAAUUAAAAAUUCUCAAAAUAAACGAAAAUCUUCUCCAGGUUACUGUGGGAAAUAUCCUUGCCUUGAGGUAAAACAUACAUAUUUUUAUCUUGAUUUAUUCACCACAGAGUGUAUGAAAACUAACUUAUUUAUUAUGCACCUUGUUUCAAAACCCAUUCAGACUAUCACAGAAGAAGAUUCUCUUAGCGAUAUGACAAUAGCAGAGAAGGCAACAAAAAUAUGCAGAGCAGGCUGUCGAGCAAAAUAUCAUCACCGCGAGCCUGGCACGGAAGCAGAAGACACUGCCUGCCGCAGAGCGGUCGUAGACAAGGCGACACAAGUUGUUAAUCUUUCAACAAAAGUGGAAGUUUCAUCUUUAGAAUGUCAACUAGUUGAAAGAAAUCAAGUUCUUCGACAACAGCUCUUAUCUAUGAAAGCAACCAAAAAGAAAUGUGAAGAAGAAAAGAAGUCUGAAAAAACAUUGAGACAGGAAAUCAGAAACCUUAAAACCCACAUGGCAGUGAUUUCUCUGGAACACAACUAUAUAGAACAGUACAGACGGGACAUUGAAGAAGCAACAAGACAGGAAACAGAAAAAUUGAAAGAAGUCGAUUGGUUUUUACAGGUUAAUUUAUUAAUUGGUAAUGUGCCCUAA
Messenger RNA from Manis pentadactyla (Chinese pangolin), 1371 nucleotides. RefSeq names its product putative ankyrin repeat domain-containing protein 19. Lineage: Eukaryota; Metazoa; Chordata; Mammalia; Pholidota; Manidae. The transcript has 11 exons. The record is from RefSeq and is a predicted model, not a curated record. Bases 1 to 1371 code for a protein of 456 amino acids. Gene Ontology annotation, molecular function: protein binding.